Messenger RNA from Aspergillus pseudonomiae, 1812 nucleotides. RefSeq lists its product as uncharacterized. Bases 1 to 1812 code for a protein of 603 amino acids. The transcript has 2 exons. NCBI's taxonomy places the organism in Eukaryota, Fungi, Ascomycota, Eurotiomycetes, Eurotiales, Aspergillaceae. The record is from RefSeq and is a predicted model, not a curated record. Gene Ontology annotation, molecular function: FAD binding; oxidoreductase activity.
AUGCUCCCAGUCAUUGCUCUCGCGCUGGCCCUGGCGGCUCCAGCAUUUGCAUCGCCCUCUUGCAAGGUGACUCCGUUAGACUCAGAGUGGCCGACCAAUUCAGACUGGCUAUCUCUAAACGCCUCCAUUGAUGGUAGGCUUCUCCGCACCGUGCCCGUCGCCUCAUCGUGCUGGCCGGGUAAUCCGUUUGGAUCGUCCGUUUCUUGCAACAGCGUUCAGUCAAACUGGACGAAUGGAAUGUGGCUGUCUACAUUUCCUGAAUCAAUCGACUACCCAAUCUAUGCGAACAAUUCUUGCUUGCCCCCGAACGCCGCGGGUUUCGUCAAAGGUAGAGGCUGUACGACUGGAGGUCUGCCUGAAUACAUCGUGAAUGCGACCACCGAAAAGCAGAUCGCAACGGCAAUGCACUGGGCCUCAGAGAGGAACCUUCGGAUUGUGGUCAAGGGAACAGGUCAUGAUUUAAACGGAAGAUCUAGUGGUGCAUUUGCCCUGUCUAUAUGGACUCAUAACUUGCGCAAGCUCGAGCGCGAUAGAUCCUGGAUGCACCCUAGUAAAAGCACCUCAGAGGACGUGUUCAUUGUGGGCAGUGGCCAGCAAUGGGGAAAUGUACUCAACAAAGCCCUCGAGCACGGAAGAGUGGUCACCACCGGCCAGGAUCCUAGUGUUGGACUGGGCGGUUACAUUCAGGGUGGUGGUCAUGGUCCCCUCUCCCGCACGUAUGGUCUUGCCUCUAGCCACGUUCUCCAGAUGAGGGUCGUCACAACCGAAGGCAAGAUUCUGAUAGCCAACGACGCCGAAAACCAGGACCUGUUCUGGGCCCUUCGUGGCGGCGGUCCUGGUCUGUAUGGCGUCGUCACAGAGUACGUCAUCAGGCACCACCCAGCGCCCAACAGCGUGACAAUGGGCAACCUUUUGAUUGCACCCAAAGGUAGUAGCAACCGAAGCGCAGAAUUGUCCUGGGAUGCAGCUGUGACCUAUCUCUCAGCCCUUCCAGACCUCAUGGAUGCCGGCUUGGCUGGAGCUUGUAUGCUAGCGACGGGCCAGAGUGCCAUGAACUUUGCAUCACUUUCAGAGCCCACCACUGGUGCUGUUAUUCAGCAGGCCUUUUGGUCAUUCAACUCGACGCCUUUGGUCAUGGAGGCACUUGUCAACCCUAUUCUGUCAAACAUCACUCACACGGCCGGUGGAAACAACAGUCUCUCCAUCUCGUUCAGUGCUUCCUCGCAGAGUAAUUACUCAUCUUUUUUUAGCGCCAUUUCCGGUAGUGAUGCGGCCGGCGGGCAGAGUGUGGUUUCUAGCCGUUUACUAGGACGGGCCGAGCUGCUUGACACGCCGAGGCACAAAAGACGUGCCUAUCUCAAGACAGCAAUGCGCGCUCAGAAUGAAACUGCCGGAACAUACGCAACAAUCGGUCUGCAAGGCGGCCCUGGGGUGCACAAUACGCCGCAGGGGGAAUGGGGCGCAUUGCUUCCAGCCUGGCGCUCCGCAUAUCUGCAUUUUAUUUCCAACGGUGCUACCGUUGACCCUAUCGCUGCAGGAUCGCCAAAGAAAGCACUGGAAAAUGCGGCUCGCUUCAACGAGGUUAAGGAGAAGAUGUGGAGAGAGUGGUCGCCUGACUCGGGUGCCUACAUGAACGAGGCCAACCCGUUCACCAGCAAUUUCAAGCAGGACUUCUAUGGCUUGAACUAUGAUCGUCUGGCGGAGAUCAAGGCUAAAUACGACCCCAGUGAAAGCUUGUUCGUCCUCUCCGGUGUGGGAAGUGACAAGUGGCAGUAUGACUUGGAUACUGGCAAGUUGUGCAAAGGUAAAUAA